AUGACGACUUCGGUGGUAGAGAAUCGCACCGCAAUUGCCGAGCGUUUUGACAAAGUUAAGGGCAUAAGUUACAGACUUAAACAUUACCGGACUAAAAUCGCAUUCGAAAUCGCCGAACGCCUCAACCAUCGACAGUCCGACUCCCAGACGAAGGGCAAACUAACUCUUUUGGCCAAGUCUAAGGCAAUGAAGGAAUCGGAACUGGAACCAGCGGAAUCUGGCAUGUCAUUUAGUGGACGAAGAGCACUGUCCGCAGCAAUUUAUAAAUCCAUAAGGAAACAGAGGAGUACGCCGAGCGAAUAUGCGGUGACCGAUGCUGCCAAUUCUCUAGUUCAUACUGGAGAUGAUGUGAAGGAGAAAAUUUUUACCAAGUGCAGUCGGUCGCCACCCUAUGGCACUUAUGUCUCAUUCAUUUUGUGCGUGGAUAGUCCGGGUCGUCAAUCUCUUGCUGUGUAA
Molecule: messenger RNA, 456 nt
Organism: Echinococcus granulosus
Lineage: Eukaryota; Metazoa; Platyhelminthes; Cestoda; Cyclophyllidea; Taeniidae
Exons: 2
Coding region: 1-456 (151 amino acids)
Source: RefSeq, a predicted model, not a curated record